AUGGCAACCUCGACCGCCCCCGCGGCGGCGCCCUCGACGCAGGCCGUCGUGAACAUUGGCACGCGGCGCAGUCUGCUGGCGCGCGUGCAGGCGGACCUGGUGAAGGCGGCGCUGGAGGAGGCGUGGCCGGAGCGCAAGUACGAGAUCCAUGCCAUGGCGACCAUGGGCGACAAGAACCAGGUCACGCCGCUGCAUGAUUUUGGGGCGAAGAGUCUGUGGACGCAUGAGCUGGAGGCGUGGUUGGUGGAGCGGAAGCUGGAUCUCAUUGUGCAUUGUUUGAAGGACAUGCCAACCCAGCUCCCCCCGAACCUCAGCAUCGCCGCCAUCCUCCCCCGCGAAGACCCCCGCGACGCCUUCGUGCUCAAGGCCUCCCUCGCCGCAUCGCCCAACCCCCCAACCCUCGCAACGCUGCCGCCCGACUCCGUCAUCGGCACCUCCUCCGUGCGCCGCUCCGCGCAGCUCAAGCGCCUGUACCCGCACCUGAAGUUCGCCGACGUGCGCGGCAACGUCGGCACGCGGCUCGCGAAGCUCGACAGCACCGACCCGAACGAGACGCAGUACAGCGCGCUGAUCCUGGCGGCGGCGGGGCUGAAGCGCCUCGGGCUGGGUGGGCGCAUCACCGCGCUGCUCAGCAAGAAGGAGGGCGGCAUGCUGCACGCGGUGGGGCAGGGCGCGCUGGCCAUCGAGACGCGCGACGACGACGCGAACACCAAGGCGCUGCUCUCGCGCGUCGGCUGUGAGCGCACCGCCCGCGCCACCCUCGCCGAGCGCAGCCUUAUGCGCACGCUCGAGGGCGGCUGCUCCGUCCCCAUUGGCGUCGAGACGGAGUGGGCCCCUGCUGCUGCUGCUACCUCGACCGUGGGCGUCCAGCCCGCCGCCGAGUACGACCAGGCGGGCAACCCAGUCGGGGGCGCGGCCGCGCCGCAGGAGUCGAACCAGCUGACUAUGCGCGCCGUGGUUGUGAGUCUGGACGGGAAGGACGCGGCUGAGGUGGAGCUGACGCGCACGAUUGUGACGCGCGAGCAGGCCGACGAGUUUGGGCGCGAGGUGGCGGCCAAGUUGAUCGAGAGGGGCGCGGCUAAGAUCCUCGAGGCGAUUAAUCUGAACCGCGAUAUUGUGGAGAAGCAGGCGGGGGGUGCGUAG
Messenger RNA from Aplosporella prunicola CBS 121167, 1143 nucleotides. RefSeq lists its product as uncharacterized. The record is from RefSeq and is a predicted model, not a curated record. The transcript has 2 exons. Gene Ontology annotation, biological process: heme biosynthetic process. NCBI's taxonomy places the organism in Eukaryota, Fungi, Ascomycota, Dothideomycetes, Botryosphaeriales, Aplosporellaceae. Gene Ontology annotation, cellular component: cytoplasm. Gene Ontology annotation, molecular function: hydroxymethylbilane synthase activity. The coding region runs from base 1 to 1143 and encodes 380 amino acids.